This is a messenger RNA of Sodiomyces alkalinus F11, 2682 nucleotides long. Its product is annotated as hsp70-like protein. The record is from RefSeq and is a predicted model, not a curated record. Lineage: Eukaryota; Fungi; Ascomycota; Sordariomycetes; Glomerellales; Plectosphaerellaceae. The transcript is spliced from 6 exons. Gene Ontology annotation, cellular component: nucleus; cytosol. Gene Ontology annotation, biological process: protein folding. Gene Ontology annotation, molecular function: ATP-dependent protein folding chaperone; ATP binding. The coding region runs from base 290 to 2503 and encodes 737 amino acids.
CUUCUUUUUUCUCUUUUUUUUUUCUUUUUUUUUUCUUUUUUUCUUUUCUUAUUACUUGUUUGCUGCCCCUCUUUCUCGACUCUCUACCUUUGCCCACCAAAUUUGAUCUCAUCCCUCCCGCAAUCUAAAGAUCUCUCUGACCGCCUGCUUGACCGCCACCCCACCGGCCCGGUCCUUUCAUACCUUACCUGCCUUUUCCUUCGCUGCAAGGCACAAGCCUCGCUGCCCACUUUCCCACCAUCAUACACGCCCACCAUCCCCAACUACAGUUAACCUUCAUACCGCCAUCAUGAGUGUUGUAGGCGUCGAUUUCGGAACCCUCAAAACCGUCAUUGCCGUCGCGAGGAAUCGUGGCGUCGACGUGAUUACCAAUGAGGUCUCCAACCGAUCCACCCCGUCCAUGGUGGGAUUCGGUCCCAAGUCGCGAUACAUCGGCGAGACGGCCAAAACCCAAGAGAUGUCCAACCUCAAGAACACCGUCGGCUCCCUAAAGCGCCUAGCAGGCCGUAGCUUCAACGACCCCGAUACCCAGAUCGAGCAGUCCUACAUCUUCGCGCCCCUCGUCGACGUCAACGGCCAGGUCGGCGCCGAGGUCAACUACCUCGGCAAGAAGGAGAAGUUCACCAACACCCAGCUCAUCGCCAUGUACUUGAGCAAGAUCAAGCAGACCGCCGCCAACGAGACAAAGCUGCCCGUCUCCGACUUCGUCAUGAGCGUCCCCGUCUGGUUCACCGACAUCCAGCGCCGCGUCCUCAUCGACGCCUCCGAGAUCGCCGGCCUCAAGCUGCUCCGUCUCAUCAACGACACCACCGCCGCCGCCCUCGGCUGGGGCAUCACCAAGCUCGACCUGCCCGGCCCCGAAGAGAAGCCUAGGCGAGUCGCCUUCAUCGACGUCGGUCACAGCAACUACACCUGCUCCAUCGUCGAGUUCCGCAAGGGCGAGCUGGUCGUCAAGGCCACCUCCUACGACCGCCACUUGGGCGGUCGCAACUUUGACCGCGCCGUCGUCGACCACCUGCAGAAGGAGUUCAAGGGCAAGUACAAGGUCGACAUCAUGGAGCACCCCAGGGCCCUGGCCCGUACCCUCGUCGCCGCCGAGAAGUGCAAGAAGAUCCUGUCCGCCAACCAGCAGGCCCCCGUCAACGUCGAGUCGCUCACCCCCGACGUCGACGCCUCCAGCAUGGUCACCAGGCAAGAGUUCGAGGCCAUGAUCGAGCCCCUGCUGAGCCGCGCCCACGUGCCCCUGGAGCAGGCCCUGGCCGAUGCCAACCUCACCAAGGACGACAUCGACGUGGUCGAGGUCCUGGGCGGCGGCUCCCGCGUCCCCGCCCUGAAGGAGAGGAUCCACAGCUUCUUCGGCAAGACUCUGUCCUACACCCUCAACCAGGACGAGGCCGUCGCCCGCGGCUGCGCCUUCAGCUGCGCCAUCCUGUCCCCCGUCUUCCGCGUCCGCGACUUCGCCGUCCAGGACAUCACCCCCUACCCCAUCGAGUUCACCUGGGAGAAGGCCGCCGACAUCCCCGACGAGGAGACCAGCCUGACCGUCUUCAACCGCGGCAACGUCGUGCCCUCCACCAAGAUCCUGACCUUCUACCGGAAACAGCCCUUCGACCUCGAGGCCAAGUACGUCAACCCGGACCAACUCCCCGGCAAGAUCAACCCCUGGAUCGGUCGCUUCUCCGUCAAGGGUGUCAAGGCCGACGGCAAGGACGACUUUAUGAUCUGCAAGCUCAAGGCUCGCGUCAACAUCCACGGCGUUCUGAACGUCGAGAGCGGCUACUACGUCGAGGACCAGGAAGUUGAGGAGGAGAUUAAGGACGAAGACGGAGACAAGAAGGACCCUGAUUCUAUUUCCGGCCGCGCAGAUCGAUUCCUAAACAAGCUAACCCGCACCUUCUCCGACAAGGCCAUGGACACCGACAACAAGGAGGAAGCUCCCAAGAGGACCCGUAAGGUGAAGAAGCAGGUUCGCAAGGGCGACCUCCCCAUCUCGAGCGGCACCGCUGCGCUUUCCGAGGCCGCCAAGGCUGCUCUCCUGGAGAAGGAGUCGGCCAUGGUGAUGGAGGACAAGCUCGUUGCCGACACGGAGGAGAAGAAGAACGAGCUGGAGACGUACAUCUACGACUUCCGGAAUAAGCUCGACGACCAAUAUGCCGAGUUUGUCAGCGAUGAUGAGAAGGCCAAGAUUCGGGAGAAGCUGGACGCCAGCGAGGACUGGCUCUAUGACGAGGGCGAUGACACCACCAAGGCCGUAUACAUCGCCAAGUUCGACGAGCUGCGCGCCAUGGCCGGUCCUAUCGUGCAGCGCCACUUCGAGAAGGUAGACGCCGAGCGUCGAGCCGCCCAGGAGAGGCUCGAGGCCGAGCGGGCUGCCAGGCGCGCUGCCGAGGAGGCCCGCAAGGCCGCCGAGGGCGACAAGGGCGCCGAUGCGACCAAGGACGAGGAGAUGACCGAUGCCGAGGCCAAACCCGAGGUGGAGGAGGCUGGCGAGGGCACCAAGUAGAGGAUCUCCACGUCUCCUAUGUCUCUCUUUCUUCGACGCGUAUGAUGGAUGAUGAUCUGGCGAACCGGUUAGAUAGAAUCGGGCAUGAAUUCGGAAAGAGCACGAUUGUCGCUGGUGGAAGCAAAGGGCAAAUUGACGGAAGGCAGCCGGAAAGAGCCAACAGCCUCCGACGAAUGACC